Messenger RNA from Cladocopium goreaui, 358 nucleotides. The record is from the annotation of a GenBank genome assembly. Lineage: Eukaryota; Dinophyceae; Suessiales; Symbiodiniaceae.
GUUCUUGCAAAACAUCAGGGAAAGGCAUAGCCAUAGAAAAAAGGGCACCCGCAAGUGGCUUUUUGCCACCGAGAUGGAUCAAAUGUUUGGAGUACCUGUUGCAACCCUGAUGCGAACCCGCAAGUUAGAAAACGCAGAGCUUCGUGCCAAAGAGACAAGAAACCACCCAGAACUGCCCGAGGCAGAGGAGCACAUGCAGUUUUUGACACUGGUAGAGGAUGCUGAGGAGGAUUCGCACGAAGAGGAGUUUGACAGACUCUUCACUUGUAUGGAUGAAAGCUCGAGUUCAUCCAGCAGCAGCGGUGACAAGAAGCACAAGAAAAGGAAAUCGGAAAAGCAUAAGGAUCGACAAGACUGA